Aphanomyces astaci is the source of this 1624-nucleotide messenger RNA. RefSeq names its product CAMK protein kinase. Gene Ontology annotation, molecular function: protein kinase activity; ATP binding. The record is from RefSeq and is a predicted model, not a curated record. Lineage: Eukaryota; Oomycota; Saprolegniomycetes; Saprolegniales; Verrucalvaceae. Gene Ontology annotation, biological process: protein phosphorylation. The transcript has 4 exons. Bases 10 to 1554 code for a protein of 514 amino acids.
GCAAGAAGGAUGUCCAGCAUCACCAUCGCUCCAUCUACAUCCACGUCAUCGGAGCAGCGUAGUAACAACAACAAUAAUCCUCUCGGCAUCUUCCGCCAAUUCUUCGAUUGGGGUCACAAGAAGAAGCAGGCAGAGAAAGCCGCUGCAGCCUCUCGUCCGACCUCGUCGACUAUCGCCAAACUACAACCAACAUCCUCCAAUGGUGCUGUGGUGUUGGACCAGCCUGGAACCCCCCUAGUACGCUUACAAUCGACGCCGAAAAAGGCGGCGGCCGUGCUCUUCGACGAACAAUACGAAGUGCUCAAGCACUUGGGCAACGGUUCUUAUUCCCAGGUGAAACAAGUCACCCAUCGAUCCCAAGGCGGUACGUUUGCCGCCAAACUCGUGGAAAAGCAAGUGUUGUCGAAGACCGAUCGCGUCGCAUUGAGCCAGGAAGUGCUCAUCUUGUCCAGGAUGGACCACCCGAACGUCAUGCGUCUCCACGAAGUCCUGGAAGACGAGUCCAAGUGCAUCAUGAUUAUCGAAUGCCUCGACGGUGGCGACCUCUUUGACAGGGUGACUCAAAAGGGCAAACUCGCCGACGCCGAAGCGCAGGGCGUCAUGGCCGCCCUCGUGGAAGCCGUGUUCUACUGCCACUCGCACUGCAUCCUCCACCGCGACAUCAAGCCUGAGAACAUCCUCAUGUCGUCAGCCGGGAUCAAGCUGUGCGACUUUGGGUUCGCCAAGCAGCUCAACUCGGUACACGAACGCGCGACCGACUCGUGCGGUACCCCGGGGUACGCCGCCCCCGAAGUGCUCAAUGGCCGCAGCUACGGGUUCGAAGUGGAUGUGUUCAGCCUCGGCGUCGUGCUGUACAUCCUGCUCUGCGGGUACCCCCCGUUCCCGAUGAAGCUCCAAAAGCUUCGCAAACACAACUUUGAAGUGCUCUUUCCGCCCAAAGAAUGGAACCACGUCGCAUAUUCGACCAAGGAAUUGAUCAAAUCGAUGCUGGCAGUGGACCCGGCGCUACGCCCCACAGCUCUCAUGCUAAAGCAACACCCGUGGAUCGUCCAAGGCCGCCGCGUCCGCCCGCCCGCGACAGCGUCAUCGGCCGACUUGCAUGCCGCGUUCACGUCCGGCGCCGGCGUGUCGGCCAUGAAGUAUGGCCGCCAAGGCAUCCCCCAUGCAACAUGUAUCAGCCUCUGCCCCACCUGUCACAUGGUGUGGUGGCGGCCCAAAGAUCUAGAUCGCACCACAUCCAUCGUCCACAAAUUGUUUUCACCACGUCGGUCCGCCUUGAACUCGCCGCAUGCCGCGCAGUGGGAAAGCAACAACUGCCACAACCACCCAUCCAAGGGGAUUUUGAUUUCCGAGAUACACCAGAUCGUCCAAGGACUCAAGACGCCCGUGUUUGAACGGUCGCAGAGCUCGCAAUUGGUGGCGGAAAGGUGCUGCUCGAUCGUGACGGAGACCAGAACGCUCGACUUGGAGUUCCCGACCAAGCAAAUGUGCGAUGCCAUCGUCGCCCUCUUCACGCAGGUCGUCACGGCUGCUACGCAACUCCCUAGUAACUAGUUAGUAUAUUAUAACCGCCCAGCGUGGUCGUGAGCUUAACACACACAUAACAGUAGUACCCAUGGUCUCG